UGUGUAGUUGCAAAACGCUCAUUCACACCGUUUAUUCUAUUGUGGAUAGACGUAACCGUGAAAAUGCAGCUCUAUAAAAUUGCACUUGUUGUGGCCUUGGUGUUCACAGCCUUCUUUGGCUCUGCCUACGGUGGCCACGGAGGUGGUGGCGGCAAAGGAGGCGGAGGAGGACAUGGAGGUGGAGGUGGAGGUGGAGGCAAAGGCGGUGGUGGCAAAGGAGGCGGUGGCAAAGGAGGUGGUGGCAAGGGAGGUGGCGGCAAAGGAGGUGGUGGCAAAGGAGGAGGCGGCCACGGAGGAGGUGGUGGUGGAAAAGGAGGCGGUGGCAAAGGAGGUGGCGGCCAUGGAGGAGGCGGAAAAGGUGGUGGAGGUGGCGGCCAUCAUGGUUAAGCUCAACUGGCUCUGCACAUUUCUAUCAAAUGCUGGACAUCUGGUGUCAUCAUGGUCAUAUCCUCGUUGACAACACCACCCUAUACAAUGUCAACUUUAAGAAAUCUGGUGAAAUAAAGUCACAAAAACAA
Messenger RNA from Haliotis rubra (blacklip abalone), 518 nucleotides. RefSeq names its product acanthoscurrin-1-like. Lineage: Eukaryota; Metazoa; Mollusca; Gastropoda; Lepetellida; Haliotidae. The transcript has 2 exons. Bases 64 to 387 code for a protein of 107 amino acids. The record is from RefSeq and is a predicted model, not a curated record.